Messenger RNA from Striga hermonthica, 507 nucleotides. Lineage: Eukaryota; Viridiplantae; Streptophyta; Magnoliopsida; Lamiales; Orobanchaceae. The record is from the annotation of a GenBank genome assembly.
AUGUUUAAUACCUUUGCAGAAAAGGUACAAGUUACCACUUCAUUGAAUGUCACGAAGUUGAUCGCCCAUGACUCUGUCGAUGAAAUCCGUGACUUUUGGACAAGGUACUCUACAAGCAACCUGAAGUUGAAAAGCUACACUUCAAAUUCAAAAACUGUCGUCAAGACGGAACUAGAUGAGUUGCUGUCGGGUGAGAAGCAAGUUUCUUCGGUGUAUGCUUUGUUCGAAACUAAAGAGCCCAAGACCAUGUGGGUAUGCGCCUUGAUUGACUCUAUUGUGGACAAUUGGUGGUAUUUUGCUUGCCGAAGUUGUAGCAGCAAGAUGAUUAAUUCGGACAAUGGCUUCAAGUGUCCCAAAUGCUCAAAAGAAGCCGGGAAGUUUAGGUACAAGAUGAACUUGCUCAUAUCGGAUGCUACUGCUAAUGAGACUUUUGUUUGUUGGGACAAAGAAUCUGAAAUCCUUAUAGGGAAACCCUGCCAUGCUUUGAGAUCUGAAUCUCUGCGCAAG